This is a messenger RNA of Prorocentrum cordatum, 552 nucleotides long. The record is from the annotation of a GenBank genome assembly. NCBI's taxonomy places the organism in Eukaryota, Dinophyceae, Prorocentrales, Prorocentraceae.
AUGCUGUCUGUGUCUUUAUCGCUCCUGAUCAACAAGAGGCUUUUGAAAAGUGGAUUCGACGAGGAGCAGAUCGCAAGAAAAAACCUCGACUUCCUGCACGCGGAGCCUCCGCCUGGCCUCGGCAGAUACACGGCGGCCUGCAUCAUGGAGUCUCCUACGAUGGCGAUCCCGAGGAGGGCCACUUCGGACAUGGCGAGAAGGUUAGUCCUGGACUGUGAGCACUCCAAUGCGUCCGACGAGCUGGACCAGAUAUUUCCUGUGCUGGAAAAUGGAGCUAACGGCAUCCGGAUUUGCCACGGAUUCACCACUGGCAAGCGGCUGCAGCGGGCGCUCGACCUGGCGGAGGAAGUCGGUGAACUUGGAUUCGAACGAGAGCCUGACAGGUGGAUCGACUACCUGGCCUACACGAUCCCCGACAGAACUCCCGCCACGAAGUUCUACUCCCUCUUCUCGAAGCUUCGGGCCGAGGUUGUCUGCGUGGUCGACGACAGGGGUGAUUUUCAGGGCAUGAUCACGCGCAGCCAAGUGAUCAAGUAUGCGAAGAUCGCGGAG